AUGGACACUGUGAGAUCUAUCAAUCAAUUAAGAGCGUCUUUUCUGCGCAGCUCUUCCGACCCACAACAGGCCAAACGCACAAUCAAACCCUUCAUAUUAGACAACGAAGAGGAUACCAAUCAGCUGCCGCCAGACCUUCACAAACUGUACUAUGGUGACAAUGGGGAUGAUUUAUUGCUGACUUUGGAGUCGCCCCCGAUAUCCGAAAACUAUAUGGCCAAAAUUGAAUCUCUUCAAAGGACAAGGUUCAACCAAAAAAAGCCUUCAACUAGGGACACCAUUGCAACAGGACGACGUCCUUCAAACGGCAGUGAAGCUGCAGAUAACCACAUGGCCGAGGUCAGUUCCACGACUGAUCAAAAAAAGGAACAGUUCACCAGCAGUAACAAUUCGAUCACAUCGAAACAGUCGCACACGGUGAAGCCAACAAUCGAAAAAAGCACUCAUGAUUCUCUCCGACGAAAUGGCACUUCCCUGAGUCGCAAUACACCACGGCCUACUCAAGAUCCCAAAACCAAAAAAGGAGCCUUAUUCUCCAGAAUCUUCAAAGCUCAUAACAGUAGCGAUCCCGAAGAGCGCAAAACCACCUCAAUCAACAGCAGCUCAAAAAGUUCACGUCACAAAUCUUCCCAAGUACAGAAUUCAAAUUUGCGCUUUUACGACGGUGCAUUCAACUAUGACGAGACUCUGGAUGACGACGAGGAUGACGAGGAUGAUGACGACGAUGUCGACAAGAAUGAUGAGUUUUUUCUUGGUGGCCUACCGAAAAGCGACGAUGGAAGGAACAAUAAACUCUCCAAAUUGGGACAUCUACCGCGCUAUGGUCAGAAUGCGCUUGCGACGUCUUCGGGUGGAAAGAGCAAUUUGAUGCUCAAUAUUCUAGAUCGCAACGUGGAUACAUCGGUCGAUGAUGGUAACACCGUUGGUCAUUCUUCCCGAAAAGACCAGGAUUCGGAUCUGGACUCAUACAUGGAUGAGGACGAUUUAAAAGAGCUUGACCUUGAUGAAGAGAAAUUGAGGACGUCUGCUGGGGACGAAAGUGAUGAGAACGGACAAAACGCAUCUGGUCAAAUGUUCAACAAAGAUGGUAGCUCGCUUUCGGGCGAAGAGAGUUUUACAUCCUCCGAGCUUUCUUCCUAUGGAAAAUCCUUGCUUGAUUCCGACAUUAAUGACUUAGACGAUUCCAGCUUUACCCGUGCACAAAUUACGGGAGGCUCACUACUGGAAGAUUCAAUGAUAACUGAUGAGUUGCUUGCUUCAAAUUCCAUGCCAGAGCAUUCCGUUCCACGUUCUCAUGCCUUCAAGUUAUUGGAAGGAAGCCAGCAAUCUGCUUUUAUUAAUGACAGCACUCCGUUGAAGCUCAAUGAGUAUAAAAAACCCGACAGUUCAACUGGCUCUUCUAUAAGAAACUCAUUUCAAAGCGUUUACGGCGACAAGAAAGGAAACCUGGCAACAUCCAGUCCCUCAAGAUUUCCGAAAAGUUCAACACAAGCUAACGCGCCAAACGGUGUAAAUGGCUCGGUCAAAACUUGGAACAAGCAUCGGAGAAGUGCCAGUGAUCAUCUCAAGAAUGCUCGAACUCCGAAGCCCACUUUCGAUCCAAGUGUGUUUGGAAAAGCCCCGCUUUCAGGCACCAGCCACAAAAGCACUUCGAAGCUGACCAGCAUCCUCCGACAGAAAAAAAAUAAGAAUGUUGAUACAAUGGAUUACUUCUCAUUUGUCUCGGGAGACCAGGUUGCGAAAUCUGAUUCAACACUUCUGCAUGUCUACAUUCAGGAUUCGUUGAAGCACCGGAAGCAUCCGUUGAAUCUAAAAGUCAGGAAGUCAGCGACAGUUUUCGAAGUGAUCGGAUUCAUACUGUAUCAAUACUUUUCUCAAGUUAAGGCGCUUGAAGAUGGUAGCAUUUUCAUGGAAAAAGAAAGCAGGAACCCAAACAUGUUCAGGCUCAAAGUAGUGGAUGAAGACGGGGAACCUUUCGAGGACAAUUUUGGGACCAUUGACCGGAAAAGUAAGAUCUCUGGUGUUUUUGACGAUGAGGUUGUACUUUGUAAGGUAAAUGAUGAGCGAGAGUUCAAUCAGAACGAGGCAGAGACGCCUUUGCCAUAUGAAGACGACGACAAUGGCAAUAGAGAAGAAAUUGACGAUUCCUCCGCAACGAUUCCCAACGAUUCUAUCAAUCAAUUAAGUUAUUACAAACCUAUCCUACAAACGAAGUACAAUGACUCACAACCUCAGGAAGGUAAACUUGAAGAUGUUAAAAUCUUUCUUUUUCCUAAUCUAAACCCUGCUUUUAACUUUACGACAAUCAGGGUGCCCAUCUCUACUUCUCUAAAAACGAUUCUAGCACGAUACUGCUCUAUGAAGUCCAUGGAUCCCAUGGAUUACACUUUAAAGAUUAGCGGCCGGCGAAUCGUAGUUGAUCUUGAUGACAGUCUUGGCGAGUUGGAUGGAAAUUUUGAUCUGGAGUUAAUUUCGAGGAAAGAGGUGAAAGCGUUGGGCUUGAAAAAAAUGGGCAAUGCGACUUUUGGCAAACCGGCUCUGCCUACAAUUCAAAGUGCCGAUCUUACUCCAGUGGCAAUGAACAGCAGGGAUCAGUAUUUGACAGCUGUCGAUACGCUGAAAGCAGUUGGUGACACCGAAAAAACUAACGCGUUAUCUAAUAAGCCAUCAUCAGUACCGAGUAAGAAGGGCUCUGUGAGAUCCAAGCGUGGGUUACACAGGUUGUCGCAGGCCAACGACUCUAGCGCAGGAACUGGUGGGUUUUUCAAGCUAAAAAAUAGCUCGAAAAGCUCACUACGCAAUGGUGUCAACACAAGUUUUCGACAAUCUUACUCCGAUCAAGUGGUACCCAACUUGGAAACAAGUUAUAAGGACGCCUUUACUGGGGCGUACUAUAAGUACAAGGUUUGGAGACGGCAACAAAUCUCGUUCAUAAACAAACACGAGAGAACACUUGCUAUUGACGGAGAUUACAUCUACAUCAUACCUCCUGAAAAUGGGUUUAACUGGCACCAUGACCACGGAAAGACCAAAUGCUUCCACAUGAGCCAAGUUGUACUUAUCAGGAAAUCGAAGCGAAUACCAGAGUACUUCAAAAUUUUUGUCAAUCGGCCCACCGGGCUGAAGCGCUAUUAUUUCGAAGCAGCUAAUCCGGCAGAAUGUGUGGAAAUUGUGAGUCGAAUACAGUCUCUUCUGUCAGCAUAUAGAAUGGACCAUAGGGGCAAAAGCUAG
Messenger RNA from Lachancea sp. 'fantastica', 3231 nucleotides. NCBI's taxonomy places the organism in Eukaryota, Fungi, Ascomycota, Saccharomycetes, Saccharomycetales, Saccharomycetaceae. The record is from the annotation of a GenBank genome assembly.